AUGGCCGGUGUGAUGGACAUACUCAUCAAUAGGACCGUCGUAGAUGACCUUCCCGUGCCAUGUCAUCUCAAGCUGUUCAUGGCGGCAAGCUAUGGCGAUAUGAAGAAGCUACAAGAGCUUCUGAGCUCGUCCACCUCGUUGGCGAGUGAGGAGGCCGGCGACUCCGCGGCACUGGCGGUUACCAGUGAGGAGAACUCGGCACUCCAUGUGGUAGCAACCGACGGGGACAGCCAGAAUUACCGUGACUGUGCAAAGGUGAUCCACGGCAAGGCCAGGCAGCUGUUGUUCAAGCGCAACAGGCACGGCGACACGCCGCUGCACCGCGCCGCCCGGGCCGGGAACACCGGCAUGGUCUCUUACCUGAUCGAGCUCGCGGCCGGCGACGGGGUGGCCAAAGACAUGGUGAGGCUGCAGAACAACGAUGGGAGGACGGCGUUGCAUGAAGCGAUCGGCUCUGACGACCGAGAAAUGGUGGGUGAACUAAUGUCAAAAGACAAGGAGCUGGCCCAAGUGAAUGCAUCUGAUGGUACUUCACCACUGUUCCUAGCAAUCUCGCUGGGUCAUCACAGCAUUGCUCGGCAGUUGCACGGGUAUGACAAAGACUUGUCCUACUCUGGCAAAAAUGGACAAAAUGCCUUACAUGCUGCCGUUCUUCACAACAAUAGAAUGGCACGGGAGUUGCUACUCUGGACCAAGGAAAACCAGGAAAAAAGAAAGAAGCUCGUUGAACAGCAGGACGAUUGUGGAAGUACGCCAAUGCACGUGGCUGCAUCAGCAGAAGACCCCUCUUUGGAGUUUUUCCUUUUCGCUUUUGUUGACAAGAGCAUGGAAAACAGUUCCUUCAGCCUCUACUAUGAUAUUGCACCAUCCAAGUUGUUAUACCACUUCUAUGCUCGGAGGGAACACCCAAUGUGUCUACUGGCGGAUGUUGAGCCUUCUUUGGCAUUUCAGCCGGACAAAGAGGGGUCGUUUCCGGUGCAUGUGGCUGCCUCGGCAGGCAGCUUGGUCCCUAUUAUCAUCUUGCUCUUCCGCCACCCUUCUGCCUGUGCCGCCUGUGCCAGAUUGCGUGAUGCUGAGGGAAGGACCUUCCUUCAUGUUGCUGUUGAGAUGAAGAGGCUUAAUGUGGUUAGGUUUGUGUGCAACAGGUUAUCAGAGUUUAAGUCCGUCAUGAAUAUACAGGACAAUAAGGGGAACACUGCUCUGCACCGAGCUGUUGAUGGGGGGAACUGGGAUAUAUUCGGAACCCUCAUCUGGAACCCCCAUGUUGCAUUAAAUUUAGCAAACAAGGAUGGAAAGACCCCCAUGGAUAUUGCGGAGAUAAAAGCUCCUUCAGCUUCGGGAUUUAAUUUUGGAAUGCAUGCACGGCGUAGGAUACUUGGGUCUCUAACCUUUGCAAACGCUCAGAACGGCAACAAACGGCGCGAUCUUUGUGCCAUAGAACAGGAAAAGACAUUUGAUGAGACGGUCGAGGACGGGAAAAUAACAAGCUUCGCACAGAUUGUGGGCAUUGGAUCUGUGCUGGUGGCGACGGCGUCGUUCACUGCAGCCUUCACCAUGCCUGAUCCCGGCAACUCGUACUACUACGCUUUCAAUGGGUUCGUCCUCUCCAACACACUGGCAUUCAUCUGCUCCGCUUUAGCCACCUUCAGUCUCAUAUACACCGGCGUAGCCGCACUCGACAUAGAGAAGCGGAUAGAGCUAGUAUCCUUCUCUCUGGCGCUGCUCAUAGGUGCGGGGAGAAGCUUCUGUGCCGCCUUCGCCUUCGCCCUGUAUGUGGAGCUUGACCCACUAAAUCACAGGGCAGCCAUCGUCUCCUGCACCAUGACAAUUGUUGCGCUGCUCGAUGCGGUUUGGUUCAUGAGGUCGAUAUUCACCGAUACAGCACUUGCUCUUAGGAGGGGAUGGGGCAAGCGGCAAAGCAUCGAAUGGAGAUCAGUGGGCGAGCGAUUGGUGAGACUGGCGACUAGAUUCCUAGCCAACAUUGUCUAUCUCUUCUGGCCCUACAUCGUAAUCUUCGGUCUCUUGGAAACUAGAAAGAAUAUCACUGGACACAACAAGCUGGGCUGA
Messenger RNA from Triticum turgidum subsp. durum (durum wheat), 2067 nucleotides. The record is from the annotation of a GenBank genome assembly. Lineage: Eukaryota; Viridiplantae; Streptophyta; Magnoliopsida; Poales; Poaceae.